UCGUCCUUCGAUGAUUUCCCAUUUCCACAGACGGCCACAUGUGCAACAGGGAUUUAGAAAAUUUGAAAAGGUGGAAGCCGGACGAGUACCUCGCAAUCCAGAGGGCGGAAGUUUUGACACCGCAAGGUGUGGAAGAUAUGAGGUUGCUCGCCAGACGAUUGCAAAGCAAUUUCCCGCAGCUUCUUCACUCGAACAGCGAGCACAUAACGGCGGAAAAUUACACGUUUAAAACAACCGAUGCGCGCGAAGGCAGCAUUGGCUCGUUCAUAGAGGGAUUGUUCGGCAACAGAGAGGCGGUACCUGUAGACGAAGUUCCUAGUAACGAUACCUUGCUAUCGGUAUAUAAAACCUGUAACGUAUGGGAUAGCGAUAGUGGCAACGUCUCCGUCGAGGAAGUAAUCAUGUUCGAAGAAGGGCCGCAGUUCAAAAAUUUGAUACAGAACGUCAGCCGCCGACUCGGAUUUUUGUACGACAUUUCCAAAGAGCCAAUCCUGGCGAUGUACGAUAUGUGUCGUUACGAAAAGGCCUGGACGGUGACGAAACUUUCUCCUUGGUGCGCCGUUUUCAGCAAGGAGGAGCUUCGUGUGCUGGAGUAUCGCGAGGAUCUCCACUAUUAUUACAAGGCCGGAUAUGGACGUGAAAUCAAUGCGCAGCUAGGAUGCACGCUUUUGCAAGACAUGAUGAAUCACUUUUGGAAACUGGAACAAAACGGGGACUCGAACGAGCCGAACGGUGUAUUCUACUUUGGCGACAUUAUAAGUCUGCAGAACCUCCUGACCACGUUGAACAUUAACAAAGAUCAUGAGCAGCUGACGGCCUUUAAUUACAAAGACAUGGCGAAACGUAAAUGGCGGACGUCAUUCAUAUCGCCUUUCGCCGCGAAUCUCGUCGCUGUGUUCUACAGAUGCGACGUUAGCGGCCAACCGAACAAAGUGAUGUUUUACUUGGCCGAGAAGCUGGUCAUGCUCGACGGAUGUGACGUGGGCCUCUGCGACUGGGAGUAUUUGAAGCACAGGUUCAACCCGGUUCUCAAGCAGUGCGACCUCAACGUUUGCUGGAACGGAAACGGCGUUGCCACUCUCGCUGCCAAUCUCGUCCUCGUCCUUCUCCCGUGCUUCACUCUAGUCUUCGUAAGAAAGUAAAAAGGACGUAGCGAAUAAUACGCGCGUUGUCGAUGUCCGUUAAUUAUAGGAAAGAUGUACGCAUAAUACGUUGGACGUGCAUAAACACGCGUAUAAAACUAACUACUACUGGCUAUUCAACGUAAGACCAAAUUCUAAUUCCAACAAAAACAAAUUGAACCAUCGUUGCAAACGUUCGCAAACAUUCCGCUGUGCUUUCAAAAUCGCCAAAAAGUCGUUUAUACUAUUUAACGUCUUUUAUUCCUACUCUGCCAGCUACACGUAAUUUAUCUACGCAUCUACUGUUAAUCGUCAUCCUCAUUUGUUUAUACGUCACGAAUAUGUAAAUGAAUAUUAUUUAUAUUUCCUGAUAGUAUUUCCGUCCGACGACCGCGCAAAAGUAUAUAAAGCGUAAUGCACAAUUACUCUCGCAUUGUUGCUUCGAAUUCUCUCCCGUUCAAAUUUUGCGACAGAGGCAAGAGCAACGUGAUUCUCAUACGCUUAAUAAUAAAACGGCGAAACAUUCGAAAUAUACCAAAAAGCCCUCCUCUCGUACGUUUUAUCUUACUCGUAAUUCGAAUUAUCCUCUAAACAAAUCUACGACCAAAUAAAUUGCUAAUAUAUA
Messenger RNA from Frieseomelitta varia, 1746 nucleotides. Its product is annotated as multiple inositol polyphosphate phosphatase 1-like. The transcript is spliced from 6 exons. NCBI's taxonomy places the organism in Eukaryota, Metazoa, Arthropoda, Insecta, Hymenoptera, Apidae. Bases 39 to 1142 code for a protein of 367 amino acids. Gene Ontology annotation, molecular function: acid phosphatase activity; inositol phosphate phosphatase activity. The record is from RefSeq and is a predicted model, not a curated record.